This is a messenger RNA of Daphnia carinata, 675 nucleotides long. RefSeq lists its product as uncharacterized. The transcript has 4 exons. Lineage: Eukaryota; Metazoa; Arthropoda; Branchiopoda; Diplostraca; Daphniidae. Gene Ontology annotation, molecular function: protein dimerization activity. The record is from RefSeq and is a predicted model, not a curated record. Bases 159 to 671 code for a protein of 170 amino acids.
GUGUUGCAAGGCGAGAAGAAUAUCGGCUUGGGGUUCCUACUUCCAACAAUUUCUGUUUUAAAAAAAAACUGGCUUUGCUACAAGACAAUGCGUCGAUUAUUAAAUGUCAAUCACUAAUCACUGGACUGCUUGACGCUAUCUAUGAGAGAUUUGAACACAUGUUCUCAGAGAAUGAGCUACGUUUGGCUACGAUUACCAACCCAUUUUUUAAGCUCUCAUGGUUGGAUAAUGAAGACGAUGUUCGUCGCGCAAAAACUUUGCUCAGAGGAGAAUUUGUCCGGUUUCAGGGACUAAACAACGAGUCCGAAUCUUCGGAUGAUUCAAGUGACGGGACCUCUUUUUCAAUAUCAGAUCCCAGUCCGGAGAAAAAACAGAGACGCGCGAAGGAUUUGUGUGCCUCAAUUACUAAACGAAAUGAAAAGUCAAAGGUAAUUGAUAAAGUAGAGACAUUCCUUAAGAUGUGUGGAAAUCUAGAUGACCUACCAAAUUAUCCAACCAUCAUGAAAAUGUAUAAACGAUAUAACGUGACUUUGCCCUCUUCCGCCGCAGUCGAGAGACUUUUUAGUCAAGCUGGACUAAUUUUUACCGCGAAGAGAUAUCAACUUACUGACAAACAUUUUGAAAUGUUACUUUUUUUAAAAAUUAACAACCAAAUGCUAAAUAAUUGGUAAAAUG